Cebus imitator (Panamanian white-faced capuchin) is the source of this 918-nucleotide messenger RNA. RefSeq names its product 40S ribosomal protein S23-like. Gene Ontology annotation, molecular function: structural constituent of ribosome. The coding region runs from base 487 to 918 and encodes 143 amino acids. The transcript has a single exon. Gene Ontology annotation, cellular component: cytosolic small ribosomal subunit; ribosome. NCBI's taxonomy places the organism in Eukaryota, Metazoa, Chordata, Mammalia, Primates, Cebidae. Gene Ontology annotation, biological process: translation. The record is from RefSeq and is a predicted model, not a curated record.
CCUCACCGACCCCUCCCGGCACCGCCGCCGUCUCAACCGCCGCGCAGCCCCUCCCACCGCAGCCCGCGGCUCCUCCGGGUCUUCCCGCCGACAGCCCCAGGCGCAGGCGCUGCGGGGCCUUAAAGGGACCGCACCCUCAGCCGCACAACCAGGUGAGGGGCUGCGGGGGGGAUGGACGGAGUGCAGCGGGACCGGGAACUCCCCCUCUCCCCUCCGCCUCACGUUCAAAGCACCCGCCCUGGAUCCUGCAACUCCCUGAUUUCCCCCCACCACCUGAACCGCCCCUGCCAGGUUAAAGAGGCGGGAGACACAACCCCUGGUGGCCUGAGCGAUCCCAAGCCCGCUAUUAGGGCUCCCGGCCUCACGCUGCCGCCCCGCCCCGAGUCUGACUUCCAGGCCCGGGCACGCGGUGCAGACGCCAGGCUUCAGAAGGCAGCCCCCAGAUCCCCGGAGAGGUGGCCUUAGGUCACUCUCAAAGCCGGCAGGAUGGGCCAGUGUUCUGGACUUCGUACUGCUAAGAAGCUCCGUAGCCACCAAGGACACCAGAAGUGGCAUGAUAAACACUACAAGAAAGCCCAUUUGGGCACAGCCCUGAAGGCCAACGCUUUUGGAGGUGCUUCUCCUGCAAAGGGAAUCCUGCUGGAAAAACUAGGAGUUGAAGCCAAGCAGCCAAAUUCUGCCAUUGUGAAGUGCGUCAGGGUCCAGCCCACCAAGAAUGGCAGGAAAAUCACAGCCUUUGUACCCCGUGAUAGUUGCUUGAACUUUAUUGAGGAAAAAGAUGAAGUUCUGGUUGCUGGAUUUGGUCGCAAAGGUCAUGCCGUUGGUGAUAUUCCUGGAGUCCGCUUUAAGUUUGUCAGGGUAGCCAGUGUCUCUCUUUUGCCCCCAUCCAAAGGCAAGAAGGAAAGACCAAGAUCAUAA